Molecule: messenger RNA, 2127 nt
Organism: Magallana angulata
Lineage: Eukaryota; Metazoa; Mollusca; Bivalvia; Ostreida; Ostreidae
Exons: 8
Coding region: 1-1998 (665 amino acids)
Source: RefSeq, a predicted model, not a curated record
AUGGUGGACUCCAACAAGAGUGAAACUUCAACACAACUAGAAUACCACACGGUUACCUCAAAGUAUAUAAAUGAUUACCCAUCGAUUGCAUCAAAUGCGUUACCCAUGACAUCAAGUGGACCACAUGCACCUACAAAAACAGCAAUAGAAUAUCCCCGAUUGUUUAUCGAGAUGAGAAAUAAUUCACUUAAAGAGCUUCAUGUUGGCAUGAAAGCAGAAGGUGUCCUGAAAGCAAUUUAUACGGAAGGACAUUACGACUCUAUCGGACUCCGAAUUGAAACAGAAUGCGAUUGUGUAGAUGUUGAUAACCUAUUCUGUUCAGGGGGAAGUGAUGUUAAGAGUGCAAGGAACGAACCUUUCAAGACUGUCCUUAACUCAAAGUCAGGUUUUUUCCGAAUUCCGAAGGCCGAGUUUCUGCGCCAUUCAGUCAAUAUAUCUGGAUUAUAUACAGAGGACGACCGGACUGACGUCUGUGACGUAACUCUGUAUUUCCACAAUGGAGAAAGCGUAAUGGAUGGUGAAACUAUUACCACUAUCGCAUAUCUUACAAUGCUGAAGGGGGACGAAUGGGCGUAUCUAGCCACAAAUAUAACAUUUAAAGCAAAAACGUCAACCCUGGCAAAAAAUAAGACAGCUAUGUUUGAUGUGAAUUUUUCGAUCCCGAAGUUCAUCACUGCUGAAAAAACGGUUGUCACCAAAAUCAAUUUCACUCAUUGGAUUCCAUAUUACAGACCGCUUCUUGAAGUUGUGAUUUACGGUGAAUCAGAAACAAUGUUCAACUUCAUUACCUCCAUGUAUAUAAGAGUCGUCAACGUUGGUGACAACUUUUUUCCCGGUGUGAGAUAUUGGGAUUUAAUUUACGCGUGUCAUUUUCCAGACUUUGAGAAUGGAACAUUAACCUUGAAAUUUCCAUCCCAUUGGGUCAAUAGAAACUACUACUAUACGGAACAAACAACAGCUAACGAUCGAUUCGAGUUGGAGGCAGGCAUUACAUUUUCCGAGUCUGCACCGGCGGGUGUGAAUUACACCUUUAGAAUUGAUACGAUGAUCAAGAGUACACGAGUGUGGAAUUCCAGUGUUACCAUGACAACAACGGAUACCUCAUUAUCAGAUAUGAUGUCUCAGGUCAACAUAAGCUUGCAUCGUCCAACUUUGAACGAGCUGUAUCCAACUAGUAAAGCCGCAGUGCUUAUUCAAGUAACAAUUCCAAGUCUGUUUUCUAAUCCUAUAUAUCUGAAUGUUUCAACAUUUGCUGUGACGGAAGACAACUCUCUAGUAAUCGAAAGUGUGUCUAUAUACAGUACAUCUGAUGGGGUACUAUGCACCUCGGUCGAUGAACCCUUUCAGAUGAAUAACGAUUUUUAUCAGUAUAGAAAAUAUGUUAUAGUUGACUUCGUAAACACAGCAGAUACCCCUGAAUACUUGUACCUUCUUGUGAAUCUGAGAGUAGAUCAAAACACGAAAUUUGGAAAAAUACACGCAGUUGCAGCUGAAAGCAAUAAUCGCACAGUUGAAUACAAAGUUUCACUAAACUCACCGAUGGUGUUACACGAUACAGAAGGGAUAAUCUCAUCGGGACUAAAUAAGAUCGUAGAUGGCAAUUAUACUUCUUGUAUAAAGCUUCCAAGACAAGGCGAGAGGCCACCUUGGUUUUGGUUGACGCUCAGUGUAUUAUGGUUGAAAAUUGCACCCAAACCGUUCCAAGUCACAGUUGUGGGUGAUCAGAUUUCAUGCAAACCACAUGGACAGAACUUAAUACAGGUGACCUAUCCAGUGAAGAGUGCUAAUCUCGGUUUGAAUAACAAAGAAAGCAAGCCAUUUGCUCUAUGCGAGUUCGUGUAUAAAGAUAUUCAAAAUGUAAGUCGUUUCGUGGAAUGUACAUAUGAAUGUAAUUGCAGAGAAGACCAGGAGUGUCACGAAAUAAGCUUGUUUAUGGCAAACCAAGAAAAAGGCACAUAUUGGAGGCUAUGCGAAUUGAGAGCUCAAAACACAUUUUAAUUAUUAUGUCAUGAAGUGUUUCUUUUUUGUAUCUGAUCAAUUAAUGAAACAUGAGAAUUACUAUCAAACAUUUCUGUUUUAAAAUUGGACAACGAUAUUAGGAGAAACGUUGCUUUGCUUAAAACUGAA